GGAGACGAGUAACCACCUCCAGCCCAAACACAGUCACCACCACCUACAACCCCCGCUGUCUCCUCCCCUUCCCUGCCACAACCGGUCCUUCUCCGCGGAAGCCGGCGAGCCGCCGCCUGCCCCAUCCUCCCCGCCACGCUCCUCCGCACCGCCAUUCCCCAUCACUUCCCUCGGGUGAGGUAAAGAAGCGAUCUUUCUACCAGCUCCCGCCCCCUCCGGCAACGUAGGCGCCGCUCGCAUUUCGUGCGCGGUUACUCGGCUAGAUCUGCGCGCAUUUGGCGUUCUCAGGUGUAGAUCUCGCUUCUACCUCAUUUCCUUCGGUGAGGUACGUCGGUGGCGGCUUGGUUGAGAUGGAGGAUGUGGUCGAUGACGUCAUCGACGCAACGGGUCCGGCGGCUGCCGUCGAGGAUGGGGCCAGUGGGAAGUCUGCAUUGCCUAGCUUAGGGGGCCAUGGUGAGGAAGAGCAUGGGGAGAAAGGCAAUGAGGAUAACUCAGGGGAGAGCGAGGUGAUCAACCCGCCCGAAGAGGCUGGCGGGGAAGCCACCUCGCCCCCCGAGGGCAGGAAGCCUCGCCUUUCCAAGGGGAACCAAAGUCAUGGACCUAAGGCUGUGAAGUCUAAGAGCCCAAGGAGUGGAGAUGAAGCUCAGUCAAGGAGAAGAACCCUCAAUUCUUCUCUUCCUAAGGCAUCCGUUGCUCGGGUAUCAAAUGGUGAUGCCGGUGUCGUUAGUAAUAAAGCUGUCAAGAAUGAGUCUCACUCAUCUUCCAAGGAUGCAGCAUUGUUGGAUGACUCCAAGGAGAAAAGGAAAACUCAAAAGUCAUCAGGCCAGCACUCUUCCAUCAAAAGAGAUGAAGAAGAUUCCAACUGUGAGAGUACACAGCCUCGAAAAGUUGGCAGCACUCCUUCAUACGGCUUCACCUUCAAGUGUGAUGAGAGAUCUGAAAAAAGGCGAGAGUUCUAUUCGAAGCUUGAGGAGAAGAUUCAUGCAAGAGAGUUAGAAAUAAGCAAUUUGCAAGCUAAAUCAAAGGAAACUGAAGAGGCAGAACUCAAAAUGCUGCGAAAAAGUUUGAAUUUCAAGGCAACACCAAUGCCAAGCUUCUAUAAGGAACCAGCUCCUGCCAAGGUUGAAUUGAAAAAGAUCCCCCCAACCAGAGCUAAAUCACCAAAGCUUGGUCGUUCUAAAAACAAGUCCACACCAGAGACUGAAGAAAAUACUACGUCCGACCAACCUGCACGUCUGAGCCUUGAGGAAAAGGUUUCUCAAAAUGGUGUGAAAAAAUCAAACCCAUCAAAUUCAGCAAAGAAGCCCCAGAGAAAGUCACUCCCCAGAUUGCCAUCACAGGAAACAGGUAUGCUCGAUGACACAUCAAGCUCAUCACCUGCAAGGCAGCUAAAGAACACAAAGCCAAUUGCAGGUAGUGCUCAAGCGACACAGUCAGCUACAGGGCAGCUACAAGGAACUGAGAUGAAGCCAGACUCCAUUCAGGGUCCGAUCCAAGCUGGAGCUAAUCCUGAUGAACAGAUUGCAGUCUAGCGAAACUCGCGGUGACCAAACCAACUGAUUUGAUAUGGAUGGUGUGCCCCGGCUUUGUAUAAUAUUGUGCUUGUCUACUAGAGUAACUUGUGACCUGUAUUAUGCUAUGUGAUAUACUCCUGUUUCGUUUUCCUGGAGUUGAGCCUGUACGCUGCUUAUCUAGGUAGCUUUUGUUCAUAGCCUACAGUUAUAUCCAGAUUGUCC
Panicum virgatum (switchgrass) is the source of this 1736-nucleotide messenger RNA. RefSeq names its product protein WVD2-like 5. NCBI's taxonomy places the organism in Eukaryota, Viridiplantae, Streptophyta, Magnoliopsida, Poales, Poaceae. Gene Ontology annotation, molecular function: microtubule binding. The record is from RefSeq and is a predicted model, not a curated record. The coding region runs from base 351 to 1532 and encodes 393 amino acids. The transcript has 7 exons.